AUGCACGCCGUCAUCCAGCGCUGCUGCGUCAUGGACACCCACGCCCGCCCGACCAUGAAGGCUGUGGCCGCCAUGGUGAAGGGUGCUGCUGCCACGGCCAGCACCACGCCGCAGAGGGUGGACGUGCAGCACUACCUCCCGUUUGUGCCCUCCCUGCGCCAGCCCAUGCAGCUCAACUCGGUGUAUGUGGACUCGGGCAUGCCGGUGGACAACACGUACGCCGGUGUUGACGAGACGGCGAUGGGCCUGCCGCCGGGCGAGGCAACGUACGCCGGCAUCGACGACGUGCACGCGCUGCACAAGUGGGACAGCUCCGACUACGAUGUGGGCGGCGCGGUGGUGGUGGACAAGAGCAACCCGGUGUAUGACGAGGGUGACGCUGUGGGGCCGGAGUACGCCAUGCCUGGCGAUGCACAGGCCACCCACGUGGUGUAUGACAUGGGCAACAACGACAACGACACGUACGCGACGGCGGGCGGGGUGAAGCAGGCUGGGCAGGUGCUGUACGACAACCAGAUUGGGGGCGGGGCCUUGGAUGAGGGCAACUACGCCCUCACGUCGCACGCUGGCGACCAGCCCGUGUACGACAACAACAUGGAGGGCACGUACGCCACGGCCGCUGGUGGCAAGAACCGCGGCGGAAAACUCAAUGAGGCAGACUAUGCACUCACGUCGCACGCCGGCGACCAGCCCCUGUACGACAACAACAUGGAGGGCACGUACGCCACGGCCGCUGGUGGCAAGAACCGCGGCGGAAAACUCAAUGAGGCAGACUAUGCACUCACGUCGCACGCCGGCGACCAGCCCCUGUACGACAACACCAACGGCAACGGCAACAUGGAGGACACGUAUGCCACGGCCAUGAAGAUGCCGGGCAGCGGUAAAGGUGUUGGCGGCACGGGUGAGCCCAACGAGGCAGACUACGCCCUCACCUCGCAUGGCAAGGCUGUGGCAGGGCUUGGCGGCAACGACACGUACGCCACCGCCACCACGGACGAUGGGCAGCCCGUGUAUGCCCUGGGCAUUGCGCACAACACCAUGUCUGCUCCCUGGAGCGUCGCUCGUGCCCGUGGUGGCGCCGACAAGAACAAGACCAAGGCACAGGGGCGUAGCGAUGGUGAUGGUGAUGGCGGUGACGCUGUCUACGCAGAUGCCCAGCUCUUCCGCACCACCCAUGAUGAUGAUGACGACGAAGAUGGUGGUGAUGAGGAGGGCAACUUGGAGGAGGUUUCCGGUCCAUCGAGCAACGCAGCCGAAAAGCAAGCCAUGGCAGCGGUCGUGUUGCUUUUCUUCUUGGCUGGCAUCGUGCGAGCUCCGUGGCCGUGCUGCGGUGAUGCGGUGAUUGAAUAUGAUGAUGAGAGGGAGGGAGGAGCGCUCCACAUCAACACGAGCGAUCCUGUGGGCCAGCACGUGUUCAUCAACGGUGUGGACAUGCAGCAGUUGCACGAUCUCGUGCAAACGCAAGCCAGCAUGCUGGCGGCCCAGGAGAGCGCGAACGUGCAGCUGCGAGCCACCGACCAGCGGCAACACCAGGCGCUCUGCCGCCGGUUUCCGCCGGUCGCUGAUUCGGCUGGCAUCACCAACGUGGGCAUACGGAACCGUGACUGGCACGGCGCCGUGUUGGCAAACAACGGCAAGAUCUACGGCAUCCCAAACACCGCGUCCAACGUUCUCGUCAUCGAUCCAGCGGCCAAUACAACAGACACCAUCCCCCUCACGGGGGUGACCAAUGGCGGAACCAAGUGGGCCAGCGGCGUGCUACGUACGCAGAACGGCCUCAUCUACGGCAUCCCGCACGACGCAACGGCCGUGCUGAUCAUCGACCCCAGCACCAACACGGCAGACACAACGACCCUGGCAUCCCCGCCUGGUGGUGCCAAGUGGAACAGCGGCAUCCUCGCAGACAAUGGGCUUAUCUACGCCAUUCCCUGGCGCCAGCCCGCUGUCCUCAUCAUUGACCCAGCCACCAACACGACCGAUGCCACCAGCAUCGCAGGCCUCACCUUCGGGGACAGAAAGUGGUAUGGCGGCGUGCAGGCGCGCAACGGCCUCAUCUACUGCAUCCCCCACGACGAAGACUACGUGCUCAUCAUUGAUCCAGCGACAAACGCGUUUGACACCACCUCCAUCACCGGUCUGCCGAGUGCGGGCCUCAAGUGGUGGGGCGGCGUGCUUGCAGGCAACGGCCUCAUCUACGGCAUCCCGUCGAGCGAAACAUCCGUCCUCAUUAUCGAUCCCGCGACAAACACCGUCGACACCACCUCCAUCUCUGGCCUUCCCGUUGGCCCGAGCAAGUGGCUGGGCGCUGUGCCAGCGUCAGGUAGGGGCGGCCGCAUCGUCGGCAUCCCCUCAUCGGCUUCGUCCGUGCUCAUCGUGGACACCAUCACCGGCACAGCGGACGCGACGUCCCUGUCCGUCUCAGACGCCCUCGUAAGCGACGACAAGUGGUGGAACGGCGCCCUCGCACCCAACGGGCUCAUUUAUGCCCUUCCACAAACGUCCAACGCUGUGCUGGUCAUCGGUCCCGGCUGCUGA
This is a messenger RNA of Salpingoeca rosetta, 2535 nucleotides long. RefSeq lists its product as uncharacterized. Lineage: Eukaryota; Choanoflagellata; Craspedida; Salpingoecidae. The transcript is spliced from 2 exons. The record is from RefSeq and is a predicted model, not a curated record. Bases 1 to 2535 code for a protein of 844 amino acids.